UUUUGUCUAAUAUUCGGCCAACAAUCAACUUUCUCCAAUUCCUCUACCAUCACCAUUUCACGCCCUCAGUCAAAUCCUUCAUUGACAAUCCAUUCCUCAAGAUGAACCCCGGAGGCCCCCCAUUACUCGCUACGCAGCUUUCGCCUGAAGUCUCUCCUCUCUACCCACAAUCAGUGAUGCACAAUAAUAGGAUACUUUCUUCGAUAAAUACUCUAUCUGCCUGUUUCUCGGGACUGAUCGCUGGAAUCUUGGGCCUGACAAAUACUUCAGGGUUCCUUCUGUACCUGCUUUCUUCUGUAGCCACCGCUGCCGCCAUAGGGUCAUUGAAAUGUGGGUUCGACAUCAGACGCUAUGUGCCGGACGCCCAAAUACAAAGGAAGAAACAACCAGUAAACAGAAGCAACGGAGUGAAAGAGAGCAGAAAAUAUUCUUGGAGGGGUUGGUGGGCACUCAUGGGUUUGGGACAAGAAAACCUCCUGGGCUUUUUGUUGUUCUGGAUCGGAAGUUAUGCGUUGAUACAUGUGUAUGACUGAAGGACUGCACGAUGCAUGGAUAGGAGUACAUAUAGCGGCACUUUAUGUUCUGUUGUACACGAUGCUUUACCAUAUAAGAAUGACUGUAUUUGUGGUUCUUCUCCG
Molecule: messenger RNA, 638 nt
Organism: Cryptococcus deneoformans JEC21
Lineage: Eukaryota; Fungi; Basidiomycota; Tremellomycetes; Tremellales; Cryptococcaceae
Exons: 3
Coding region: 102-533 (143 amino acids)
Biological process (GO): autophagosome assembly; protein folding in endoplasmic reticulum
Cellular component (GO): membrane; EMC complex; endoplasmic reticulum
Source: RefSeq, a predicted model, not a curated record